AUGUUAUCAGCAGGAACGAAGAAGUCCAGUUUUGACAUGUCAAGGUCACUGAUCAAUUAUAUACCUUCAUUGAUACUUGGCCAUCAACUGAGAUCGAAGGAUAAUGAGGAACUCCCGAGCAUUCAGCCGUUACAUACUGUCGUGCUUUUUGCAGAUAUUAGUGGAUUCACUAAGAUCUCAGAAAUGUGUGCUAAAAUGGGCUCAAGAGGGUGUGAAGAACUCUCAUUCUGCAUGAACAGAUACAUGGAGAGUAUUGUCAAAGGUCUUGGCAAAUACGGAGGAGAUAUUAUAAAAUUUGUAGGAGAUGCUAUGAUAGUAGUCUGGCCUCGAGAUGUCGAUAACCCAGAUGAUGACCUGGUCUCUGUUUCCAGAAAAGCAAUCAAGUGCGCAAUUGACAUACAGGCAGAACUGAAUGGGAAACAAAUCAUGAAAAAUAUUUCAAGCCUCUCAGUUAAGCUCGGAAUUGGAGUUGGAGACUGAUCUCUUCUACAUGUUGGAGGUGUCUUCAAAAGAGCCGAAUAUUUUUGAGUUGGAGAAGCAUUAAGUCAAGCACUUUCUUCAGAAGAAGAUGCAGUUGGUGGUGACAUCAUUGUCUCAAAAGAAGUCUGGCAGCUUGUCAAAGAGUUUUUUGAUGGGGAAGAAAUUCCAAGGAUCAACAAUGUGAAGAUUCUGAAACUUAUCGGAGCAAGUCUUCCUCCAAUCGCACAUACCAAUAUCUUCAUUAAUUCGUUAAAGAAGGAUGAGCUGAUAAAGGCGAUGCAAUAUUUGAAGAACUUCGUACCAAAUGCAAUUAUGCCGUACAUUGAAGUCAACAUGGAGGAAUAUUGUGGGGAGACCAGAAAACUCACAGUAAUGUUUGCUUCCCUUGGAGUAGAUCUUUCAAGUGCAAAAACUAAGGAAGGAAUGGAUAAAAUCCAGAAAAUAGUUACCACUAUUCAGAAAGUUGUCUACAGAAUGGAAGGAAGUCUUAACAAGUUAGUUAUGGAUGACAAAGGAAGUACUCUUAUUUGUGUCUGGGGUCUACCUCCAAUGGCUCAUGAGGAUGAUGCAACUAGAGCUGUUCUGGCAGCUCAGAUGAUUAGAAGUAAAUUAAGAAGUCCCGAUAUCAAUUGAUGGUGCUGUAUUGGAAUCUCCACAGGAGUGGUAUUUUCAGGUGUUGUUGGUACAAGUGGAUCAAGAAAAGAGUUCUCCGUACUAGGAGAUGUUGUCAAUGUAAGUGCAAGAAUUAUGGGAUGGAGCAAGAAAGAAAAAGGAAAAAUCUUCGUCGGUUUCCAAACAAUGAGAGAAGCAUCACCUUUCCUAGACUUUCAAUAUGUAGAACAUUGCAGAUUUAAAGGAAAAAGUGUCAGUCUUCCUAUCUAUGAGCCUAUGGAUCCUGAAGAAUAUGAUCAUGGGUCUCCUGAAAACUACAUGGAUCCUUUCAAAUACCUUAAGCUUUAUUCAAACCCUUUCCUCAUCGACAGAAACAACAAGUAUCAGAAAGAGUAUUGCAAAAUUUACGGUCGAGCCAACGAUAUUGAAACAGCUAUUUCAGAUAUUUUAGAAUUCGUCAACGAUCUUGAAUACUCAGUGAUGAUAUCCAUCUAUGGAGAGUCUGGAUGAGGUAAAACUUUAUUUGCAAGAAGUCUCAUUGAUAAGCUCAGGAACACUCCAAAGCUAAAGUCAGACUGGGCCAACAAAGAAAAGAUCAUAUAAUUCUUGCUUCAACUGUUACUUCCACUACAGAGAAGUUGUUCCUGAACAUCUGGAUUCCGAUACUCAGAGCAAUGCUAGAUAUCCUGCAGUCAAGGAGGAACAUGAAGAAAGAAGUUAUUCUUUCAAAAAUGUAUGAAAACAACGAAGACAUUGAGAACAAAAUAUUUAUCUUGGAGAAAAUAUUCGGACUUGAGCUUCCAAAAGAAGUUGAACAAAUAGAGCUUGAAGAAGAGCCUCUUGCAUUUAUUCAGCGUGAAAAAUAUCAACUAGAUAUUGAAGACCCGAUCUUAGACUUUCUCUGCGAUUUCGUGAUGAAAGAGGUCCUGAAUGAAGAGCAGUUAAGCUUCCACAACCAUGAUAGCCCAAACCAUCGUCUUGAAGUUCCUCCGGUUAUUAUCUUUUUGGACAAUGUAUACAUGAUGGAUAAGCCUUCAUGGGAACUUCUAGCACAGCUCAAGAAAUAUUGCAAGCGAAUCUGCUUUGUGCUUCUGAUCAAAGUUAAUCCAAACCAUCAACCAGUGCUUUCAUCAGGCUCUGAAGAAAUAGCAGCAGAAUUCCUAGGCUCAGAGGAAAAUAAUGAUGUAAUGAUUGACCUCGCUGAUCUUGAAGAAGAUGAAAUCAAGCGACUUCUCUGUGAUUUCUCAAGACAAUACGAAAUUGAAAUGAAAGAUGAAAUCAGAGCAAUGACUAAGCUGGAAGGUGAUGAGAAUAGCUUAAAUGCCCAAAAUCAGUCGAAGAAGACACGUGAAGAAAUGAUCAAAGUUCACAAUGUCAAUGACUACUUCAAUGAUAUUCAAAAAGAUGUUCUGGAAGUCAUCAUGCAGAAAUGUGAAGGUAACCCUCUUUGCAGUAUGCAGUUUCUGAUCAACUUGAUGACCAAUGGAAUGGUAACUACUAAAGAUAAGGUUCUGUACCCAAGUGGAAAAGACUUCUUUGAUUGAUACAAACUUAAUGACUGGACUCCACUUAGUGUUCCUGAUUUGAUGAGUUCUAUCAAUGGGCACCUGCUUGAUCAGUACUUGAAAGAAGGUAGGAAACUCAACACAAAGUUUGUCCAAGACAAGGUCAAAGGAAUUAUCUUGUUAAAGUCAGCUGCUGUGAUCGGAGAGAUAUUUACUCUGAAGCAACUCGAGUUCAUCAGUCCUUUGAUAAACGAAGAUAUUGAAACCAUUAUGGAGAUUUUGAUUGAUCUCCAAUCUAGAGAUUUCAUUGAAAUUAUUGACGAUAAUGAUGCUAAGAACUGGAUAUGCAGGUUCACUAAAUAAAUUCCUGAGAGAAACUCUGUAUCAGCGGUUAUUGUUUAGAGGACAGAAGAAGCCUUUACAUCAACUUUCAGCAGAUUACAUUCAAAACAACACAAAUUUAGAAAUAGAUUAUGAAAUUGAACAAAAUAGGUUGCUUAAUCACAUCCUUGUGGCAGAGGAUAAAUCCACUGAAGACAAGCUUUCUUUUAAAGCCAAGCAAGCUAUUACUGUAAAGAAGCUGUAUCAUAUUAUGAUUGAUAGGAAGAGAAAAAUAGUCAAAGACGGCUUUCUAACAAAGCAAGGACAACAGACCAAUAAGAAAACUGAGCCUAGAUAUCUUCGUCUUACCAGAACCGACCUCCAGUGGUUCCACAAUCAAGAAGAGGCAAAGCAUGAGAAGACUCCUCUUGGGGCCAUUCCUUUUAAGGCUAUUUACUCAGUUAUUCCAGCUAAAACAGACAAAUUGACUUCUGACAUUUUCAUUGAUUGCACAGCUUGGAAGAAGAAAAAUCAGGAUAAAGGCCCCAGAAAGUUUGUCUUUGGAGCUAAAACAGAAAGUGAAAGAGACGACUGGAUCACUUCUAUUGAGUACAUGAAAACAAAGGCGAUAGUUGAAAGCUUCACCCAAACUUAUGCAAAUAUAACCUUCCCUAUUAAGAGCCCAGCACCUAAGAAUAAAAAGAUAGGAGGAAAUACCACUAAUUUUGAAGGUCAGACAUCCCUCGGUUCGAUGCUUAAAAGACAAGGAGAUGUGAUGAGACAGUCGGUUGUUACUUUUAAGAAAAUUCCAACAGUAAGAAGAGCUAGCAAAUUUCAAACUAUUUGGGAGAAGAAGAGGCUAUCAAGUUUCAGUAUUGAGCCAAUGCAGUCAUCUAAUCAAGAAGAACUCAUUAAGGACACUGCUAGUGCCAUCAAGGGCCUUUUUAAUGUCAACAUUACUUAUUUCCUCAGUCAGAUUUCAGAGAAUGCAAUCAAAGGGAAUGCAUUCCAGGCAAACAUUCUGGGCAAGAAGCCUGACUGCUUGAGGGAUGUUGAAUUUCAAGAUCUUGAGAAAGCAAUAAAGCCAGCUUCAACUGUGUCUAAAGGACUUCAUUCAUUUGAUAGUGAAUCUUCCACUGGGAUAUCUCCAAACCUUAAAAGAGGGAAAAAGUCCUUAUUUGGGAACGAUAUUAGGAAGGAUUUAGCUAACAUCGAACUUCCUCAAAUGCAAAAGAACCAAUCUGAAAGGGUUAAGAUUCAGACUAAACUUGAGUCUUUGAAAGAUGCAGAUUCCUAUAAGAAAGAAUCUAGACCACAGAAAGCAGCUGAAGCAGGGAUCAAAGAAAUCAUUCAUGAAGAGGAAGAAGAAUUGAAUAUCACUACGGACAUUGAGAGAAACAAGAAUAAUCUUGCUGAAAGUUCAAGCAAAGGUAAUAUAUCCCACAGGAAAGGCAAGGUAGCAACCUUUAAUCCGAAUGAAAGCGAAGGUGAAAUAAUUAAUACUUCUGAAGAAAAUUAUGAGCAAAACCUUAAUUCUGUUCAAAAAGAGCUAAAGCAAGUGCAUAAUGCUGGUGAAGAAAACCACAUAUAUGACGACCCUACAAAUAAAGAAGACUCUGAUGAAGAGGCUCACCAGAAAUUUAAAGAUAAUAUCAAAAAGUCAGAGAUUAACAAUGCUCCAAAGAAUACUCAAAAUACACCUCAUAGACAAUACGAGAUGAACUUUAACGAAUCUAAAAGAGAGCAUGUGCACAACGCUAGUCAGUCAUCUAAUUCCAAAUAUUCCGUACCUGAGAGUGAAAAUUUUGGCGAAAAAGAGUUCGUAGUUACCACCAAAAACAACAAUAUUGAAAAUACUAAGAUGAAAGCUAAAGUUCGAAGUGCUAAAAACAAGGCUAUUUCUAUUGCGAAAAUACAAAGAAGCAUUACUAAUAGGAAGAAUAACCCUAUGAGAUAUAGCGAUGCUUUUGAUCAUCACUUUAAUGGAUCCGUAAUGAAUGCGUCUCAACAGCAAGCUAAGAAUAUGAUGAAUAUGAUAGACCCAGGAAAAACUCAAAAAUUAGCUAGCAUUUCAUCAAGAUUCUCCAAUUUUCAUCCCACUAAAGACAUGAUAGGUGUUUCUCGGAACUCAAAUAGUAAUAGUCCAUUUAGAACUGUUGAAGAGGAUAUUGAAGAUGCACCUAACUUUGGCUUUGGACAAACAGUGCCUUCACAAGCUAACCCAAUGAAUCCUGAAGUUAUGCAAAAUCAAAUGACGAAUCCUUUACUUGCACAAAUGAUGAUGCUAAUGCAACAAAAUACUAAGAUAAUGGCAGAGCAAGCAAAAUUCAUCAGAAGCUAUGCUGAAGGAUCAAAGUCAAGAUCUCGGAGUCGCCCAAAAAGAAGUUCCAACGAUCACCAAGAAAGUAGGUCUCAAUUAGGAAUGACAUCAUAUUCAGAACUAGAUGUCGAUGAAGAUGGCUACCAGCCUGAAAAUCUUCAUCAUAAUUCCUACUCAAAUGAAAGGAAUAUAAAAUCUGAAAGUAUUCAGCAGGUCAGCUAUGAUUCCAGAACCAGAAAGAUCAGAGAAAUUGCUAAAGAUAAGCUUUUAAAGGCACCAAUCUCCCCUGAAAAGAAAAUUGAGCCAAAGACCUUGGGAAUAGUACUACGGAACACAAAAUGUCAGAUAAAUCCUCGCCUGGGUCUCCUUGAGGGACAAAUUGUCACUGUAGAAAAAUACAUCGGUGAUCUUGAACUAUACCAGUGCAGAAGCAACAACCAUACUGGGUUGUACAAAAGAGAUGACAUUAAGAUCAGCAAGAAGAAGGGAGAAAGAGCCAGUAGCAGGGCAGAAGAGGUAAAGCACAAAUCCCAGCAUAAAAUCUCUUCUGAACGUAGAAUGGACAGCUCUGAAAGAAACAGCAAGAAAUAUUACAAAGAGAAUGAAUAUGAGGAUCAUAUCGAGAGGGCUAGUAGAGGUCCUAGUUAUAAUACAAAGGAAUCUAAGAACGUAGAAAGCAUUGAUGAUAUCUUACCUUAUAAUUCAUUAAGACAGCCUACUGAUCUUCCACAAAGAGAAGUGAAAAGAGCUUUAAGAGAAGAAGAGUAUAAACUAGAAAAGCGUGCUUUUAAUAAUCUUCAGAAGGAAAUGGUAAUGAAUGGAGAUACUUUUAAUGAUGGAGGAAAGCUCGAUUAUACAAUUACAUCACAUUCAGCUUCAAGACAAUUUAAUCAAAACUCUAACUCUGGGUACUCAAAUACUUUUCCUAGCCAAAAUAAAGAUAGCAGAGAGAGUAAUUUCCCAUCUGCUACAUUUAACAUCAGAGAACAAAAAGUCCCAAAGACGGCUCUAAGAAAGAAGAAUAAACAAAAGAGGCAGAAUUUCCAAGAAGCAUCUUCAGGAUACAAUAAAGAUCUACAACUAACACAUGCGAUUCAUUCCCAAAAGGUUCCUGAAAGAGUAGGAGCUUUAUACUCUUCACCUCUCAAUGAAUCUAUGUCAAGUAGUAAUUCUACAACUAAAAGUCUUAAAAUGCAAGAGCGGAAAAAUAGAAGAAAGAAUGCUGCACAGGCUAAUCACUAUGAUCCUCAGAUUAGAGGUCCAGAGAACUACUCUGAGAUCAAGCAUGCCAGGGGAUUCAACUAAGUGGUGUUAAUUUUAUGCCAAGAAGUCUUAU
Moneuplotes crassus is the source of this 6574-nucleotide messenger RNA. NCBI's taxonomy places the organism in Eukaryota, Ciliophora, Spirotrichea, Euplotida, Euplotidae. The record is from the annotation of a GenBank genome assembly.